This is a messenger RNA of Taeniopygia guttata (zebra finch), 1989 nucleotides long. The record is from RefSeq and is a predicted model, not a curated record. NCBI's taxonomy places the organism in Eukaryota, Metazoa, Chordata, Aves, Passeriformes, Estrildidae.
AUGGAGGCGGAGGGCGAAACCGGGAUGGAGGAGCAGGAGCGGGAGGAGCCCCCGGAGCCGGAGGAGCCCCCGGAGCGGGAGGAGCCCCCGGAGGAGCGGGGCGCGGCGCGGCUGGCGCGGCUGGCGGAGCGGGCGCUGGCGCUGCCCGCGGGGCGCGGCCUGGCGGGGCCGGCGCUGCGCGAGUUCGUGAGGGGCGCGGCGGGGCCGGCGCUGCUCGCCUGGCGGGGCCCGGCCGGUCAGCUGGAGCUCAGCCCCGGGCCGCCCCCGCCGCCCCCCGGCGUCCCCAAAGCGCUUUUCUUCCUCCGGCCGCCCGCAGCCGGCCCCGGCCCCGCCGAGCUGCUGUGCGGGGACCUGCCCGCAGAGCCCCUGCCGCACUUCGCCGCGCUGGUGGAGGAGGUGAUCGUGCCCAUCCUGACGAACCGGAGGAACCAUGAGGGCUGGCCACGAGUGGUGUCACAAGACAUCAUCCAUCACGUCCACAGCCUGAAAAAUACUGUCUUCAAGGUUGUUGGCCAGGUGAAGGGCAAGACCUUGCUGCCUCUUCCAGCUGCCUCGGAGGGAAUUGAGAACAUUGAUCCUAAAGAUGAGAAAUUCUUGGAGCGGAUCAAUAAAUCCCUUGUGCAUGCCACCGAGUCAGCCAUCAUUGACUGGAGCCAGCAGAUCCAGAGAGUGCUGAAGAAAGAGUCCUCAGAGCCUCUCCUGCAAGGCACCAACCCCACCCCGAGGGUGGAACUGGAGUUCUGGAAGAGCAGGUGUGCUGACCUGGAAGGCAUCCACAGCCAGCUGACAUCCAGGAGGGUCAGCAGCAUGGUGGAGGUGCUGGAGAGAGUGCAGAGCGUCUACGUGCCAGCCUUCCAAAGCAUGCUCCUGGACGUUGAGGCAGCUCUGAGCGAAGCUCAGGACAUCACCCUGCACCUGACACCCCUCCAGCAGCCCCUGGAGCACAUCGAGGCCGCCGAGUUCAGCAGGGUGAAGCCUCUGCUGGUGCCUCUGCUGCACGCGGUGUGCUGGCUCUGGGCCACCUGCGGGCACUACAGCGUGCCCCUGCGGCUGGUGGUGCUGCUCCAGGAGAUCUGCAACCUCCUCAUCCAGCAGGCUGUGCUGUACCUGUCCCCUGAAGAGCUGCUGAAAGGAGAGGUGGAAGAGAGCCUGGGCAAGGUGCAAACAGUGCUUGACAUCCUGAAUGCCUUCAAAGGGGCGUUGGAGGAGAGACGGGCAAACCUGCAGGUGUAUUAUGAGCCAGGCCAGCAAGUGAGGAGCUGGGACUUCCACCCCAGGCUGGUGUUUGCGAGGCUGGACAGCUUCCUGCAGAGGCUGCAGAUGGUGCAGGGUCUCCUGAGCACAGCCCUGGACCUGGCAGAGCUGGAGAAGAUUGAGUUUGGGGGCAUGAGAGGGAAGGCCCUGGGCCAGCAGGUGCUGGACAUGUAUGAGGAGUUCCAGGAGGGCUACCAGGUGUUCUCAGAGCGAGCCUACGACUGCCUGGACCUGGCCAACCUGGAGUUUGAGCAGGAUGCCCUGGACUUCCAGCAGAAGGUGGAGGACAUGGACCGCCGGCUGGGCACCGUGUUCAGCCAGGCCUUCAGCGACGCCCCCGACCUGGAGCACAUCUUCAAGCUGCUGGCCAUGUUCCGGAACCUUCUGGAGCGGCCUGUGCUGGCUGCAGUGGCUGCUGGCAAGGUCCCUGUCCUGCUCAGCAUGUUCAGCACUGCCCUGGACCAUGCCAGGCUCACCUACACCAGGCACACCCAGGCAGGGCUGCAGCUCGGCUUCCCCCCGCUGCACAAGAACGUCCCUCCUGUGGCUGGAGCGCUGGGCUGGGCGCGGGAGCUGCGGGCGCGCAUCCAGGGCCCCUUGGAGCACCUCAGGCACAUCCCUGGGCUGUGAGUGUCUGCUCCAGAUGAGCUGUGACCAUCUGGAGAUCUCUCUCUGGGUGUUCUUUCUGUGCUGAAUGCUGCCCACAAUGGCUGUAGCUGAAACAGUUCUUAGUGA